Molecule: messenger RNA, 1026 nt
Organism: Alosa alosa (allis shad)
Lineage: Eukaryota; Metazoa; Chordata; Actinopteri; Clupeiformes; Clupeidae
Product: serum amyloid P-component-like
Exons: 2
Coding region: 47-721 (224 amino acids)
Source: RefSeq, a predicted model, not a curated record
GUACUAUCAUUUUCUACAGAACUUCAGCAUAGAACCCUCUACAACUAUGAGAGUCUUUAUAUUUAUGUUGACUUACUUGAUAACAUCUUUUGCAGAGAAGCAAGAUCUCUCUGGGAAAAUGUUGACUUUUCCUGAGGAGUCUGACACAGCUCAUGUGAUCUUGGUUCCCAACCAGAGCAAGAGUCUGCCUGCAGUGACCUUGUGUCUGCGUUUUUUCUCAGACCUGUCAAGAGCUCAGAGUCUCUUCUCUUUCGCCACCCCCACCAAUGAAAAUGCUUUCCUCCUUUUUAAAAGGGAGAACAGUGUGUAUGAAGUAGACCAAGGUGGUCAGGAUAUUGUUCUCUUCUGGGGUUUAGACGACAAGCGCAACGAGUGGAAUUCUGUCUGCACUACUUGGAAUUCCCAAACAGGUAUUGCCCAACUUUGGGUAAAUGGAAAACCAAGCACAAGAAAAGGUGUACGUCGAGGAAGAGACAUAUCUGGAGCACCCAGCAUUAUCCUGGGUCAAGACCAAGACAGCUACGGGGGCAAAUUUGACAGAGGACAGUCUUUCACAGGAAUGCUUACAGAUGUGCAUAUGUGGGAUACAGUUCUUCCUUACCCUGAGAUUGUUUUAUACAUGAACCGUAUUCCACAGAAAACUGAUGGCAAUGUGAUUAACUGGAGGUCACUAGAGUUCACUAGAAAGGGGUAUGUGAUUGUUGAAAACCAGGUGAACUAGAUUAAUUUAGAAGAUAUAUUAGAGGUUAAAUCAAAUGUGACUGCAAAAAAACACAUUACAAAUAUACCUUCAGAUUAUCAAAUGAAUAAAAGUACACUGAUAAAGUUGCCUCUUGAAGGCUUCCACAAACCUCUUACUGUAAAUGUUUUGAUAUCAAGAGUAUCGAGUGUGUUUUAUUUCAGUGAAAAUGUUACCAGACUGUUGUCCUCUUCUCACAAUUAUCUGACUGUAAAUAAUCCCAUCAUUCUUUGUUCAUCUGCCUGUAUAACUAUCAACGAGGAACAAAGUAAAAUCUUUCAAAAGUG